GUUAGAUGAUUGCCUACAGCAGUAUGUCCACAAGUUUGAACGGGAGAAGAUAAAUGGAGAGCAGCUGCUGCAGAUUUCCCAUCAGGAUCUUGAGGAGCUGGGGGUCACGCGAAUUGGACACCAGGAACUUGUGUUGGAGGCUGUCGAUCUUCUCUGUGCGCUGAAUUAUGGCCUGGAAACUGAUAAUAUGAAGAACUUAGUUCUGAAACUGCGAGCAUCUUCCCACAACUUACAAAAUUACAUAAGUAGCCGGAGGAAAAGUCCGGCUUAUGAUGGAAACACUUCCCACAAGCCCCCCAAUGAGUUCCUGACUUCUGUGGUGGAGCUAAUAGGUGCUGCUAAGGCCUUGUUGGCUUGGCUGGACCGGGCUCCAUUUACAGGGAUCACAGAUUUCUCAGUAACGAAGAACAAAAUCAUUCAGCUUUGCCUGGACCUGACAACUACCGUCCAGAAGGAUUGCCUUGUAGCAGAAAUGGAGGAUAAAGUUUUAACCGUAGUCAAGGUUUUAAAUGGUAUCUGUGACAAAACAAUACGAUCUACUACGGAUCCUGUUAUGAGCCAGUGUGCGUGUCUGGAGGAGGUUCACUUGCCGGACGUUAAACCUGGGGAAGGCCUGGGCAUGUACAUCAAAUCAACCUAUGAUGGAUUGCACGUGAUUACUGGAACCACAGAGAACUCUCCUGCAGAUAGAUCUCAGAAGAUUCAUGCUGGUGAUGAAGUCAUUCAGGUUAAUCAGCAAACUGUGGUGGGAUGGCAACUAAAAAAUCUGGUGAGAAAAUUAAGAGAGAAUCCUACAGGAGUCGUAUUACUGCUUAAGAAGCGCCCCACGGGUUCUUUCAACUUUACCCCUGCUCCCCUGAAAAACCUCCGGUGGAGACCGCCCCUGGUGCAGACCUCACCUCCACCCACGACAACCCAGUCCCCUGAAAGCACUAUGGAUACCUCGCUGAAGAAGGAGAAGCCAGCCAUCCUGGAUCUUUAUAUCCCUCCUCCACCAGCCGUUCCCUACUCCCCCCGGAAUGAGAACGGGAGUUUUCUUUAUGGAGGCCUCAGUAAAUGUAAACAGCCAUUGCCUGGUCCUAAGGGUUCCGAGUCGCCAAAUUCCUUCCUGGACCAGGAGAGCCGAAGACGGAGAUUUACCAUUGCUGAUUCUGAUCAGUUGCCUGGGUAUUCGGUGGAAACCAAUAUUCUGCCCACAAAAAUGAGAGAGAAAACACCAUCUUAUGGCAAGCCCCGGCCUUUGUCCAUGCCUGCGGAUGGGAGCUGGAUGGGGAUAGUGGACCCUUUUGCCAGACCUCGAGGUCAUGGGAGAAAGGGUGAGGACGCCCUCUGCCGGUAUUUCAGUAAUGAGCGGAUCCCUCCCAUCAUCGAAGAAAGCUCCUCUCCCCCGUACCGGUUCUCACGGCCCCCAGCGGAGAGGCAGCUGGUCCGCGGCGCAGACUACGUCCGGGGGAGCAGGUGCUACAUCAGUUCGGAUCUCCACAGCAGCGCCACGAUUCCGUUCCAGGAGGAAGGGGCCCGAAAGAAGCCGGUCUCCUCGGCGGCCAAGUCCUCCUCUACAGAACCGUCCCUGCUGGUCAGCUGGUUUACUCGCCUCAAACUGUUGACUCACUGAGCCCCGCCCUCCCGGGACUCUUCCCCGUCUCCCGCUCGCAAGUGCCUUGCUUCCUCAGUUGACAACCUGUUCUGGUUUUCAUCCACAGUAUUAUGUAGUGACCUUAUGCAAUUUCAUUGUUUGUUUUCUUUUGGAAGUCGUAGACUGCCCUUCUCGGCAUUUUGAAGUAAUUGGAUGGGAACAAAUCCGGAGGAUCUUAGGUGUUGCCUUGUGGAGGCCGAAGGAGAGAAAUGAGUCCGCUUUUCUUGCUUCCUUAUGGUCGGAACACGGAGACACGCUGUAAACUGGGGCCUGGACCAGGAAUGUUGUGGCCAUGAUGAGGAACUGGGCCAUCGUUGGUGCUGGGGGUGGGGCUGAAGUUGGUGUCCAUUGUCACAGAGAUGUGUUGGUUUGUGGUCCAGCUUCUUCACCUGAAAGAGCCAGUGGGGAAAACAUUUUUGUUUUGAUUUUUCAAGCUACAUACCAUAUUUGUAAGUGUAGCAGCUUUGACUUUGAAAUAACAUGUGGCAUGCAUUUCAUGCUGUUUCAAAGAAGUGGUUUAAGUAAGUGUAGGCCUGUUACACUUGGCUAUUCCCUUUUCGUAACAAUCUCAGUAUGUAGGUCAGUUAAUACAGAAACACAUGAACACAUUUAGAUAGGGCUUAUUACACACAGUGAAGUUUAUGGUUAUUUGUGAGGGGUGUCGUUGUUAUAUAUUAUUGUCUUUAAGGGAAAAGAAGCUAUAAGAUUUGCUGACAGCCAAAGUAUCAUUCAGAACAAUGAAGCAACAAUAUUUAGGUUUACGAGAGAUACAUCAGUUUGCAUUUUGACUGUGUAACGUCUGUCUUCCAGAAAAAAACAAAACAAAACAGGCAGUUCUUCAAAAUUGUAUAUAUUUUGCUAAAUAGAAAUCUCUUGGAAAGUCUCAUGGUCACUAAUUUUCAACUAGCAUCAGGUAUUUUGGAAAAGUGUGUCAGGAUAUUAACUCUUGUUAAAACUGAAUGUAUGAUAUUUUGUUAGAACAGAAAAGUACUAUCUUGUUAAUUUAAGUGUUUUAAAUAUAGUUGUAUAUUUUUCUUACUCGUAGUCACAUGUAACUGGAAUACUUCUGUUUUGUGUCCUACGUGAAGCUAAUGAAAACGAGUGGUUCAAGGUGUUUUCUGAUUUACAAGUGACCACCACGGCCGCUGCCACUGUGGGCCCUAUUGUUAAAAAACAAAAUAAACCCUCCCAAGCAUUUUGGGAUGUUAUGGAUCAGAA
Messenger RNA from Leptonychotes weddellii (Weddell seal), 2854 nucleotides. The record is from RefSeq and is a predicted model, not a curated record. Lineage: Eukaryota; Metazoa; Chordata; Mammalia; Carnivora; Phocidae.